Ostertagia ostertagi is the source of this 744-nucleotide messenger RNA. Lineage: Eukaryota; Metazoa; Nematoda; Chromadorea; Rhabditida; Trichostrongylidae. The record is from the annotation of a GenBank genome assembly.
AUGGAUAAAACUUGCAAGCAUUUCAAACUCAAUGUGAUCGCUUUCGAGAGAGGAAAGAAAUCCAACGACAGAAAACCAAGGAAGAAGGCUCAUAAAUCUAAGAGAACAAAAACCAGAGCACACUCUGCUAACAAGAAGGACCAGAUAAAGAUCAGGAGCGAGCCCUUCACACAAGGCGCUAUUGAGCUGGAUGUUCAGACAGUAUGCAACUAUGACGGAAUCAUUAUCAAGGUGUUUUCACCUGUGCACAUCAGUGGCGAAGUUUUCCCACGAAACGCUCACGAGAACUGCUCCAUCGCCAUCAACGGAACAGAGGCCCAAUUGAAGAUGCUAUUCAGUUCGCAAAGUUGCUCUAUUUCACGGAACGGUUUUGUGUUCGAAAAUGUGAUUGUCGUCAAGCAGAACAAUCUGAGUGAAAUGCCCGUCAUUACAGAAUACGAUAAACUCUAUCGUAUCUCAUGUGAUUAUAGUAAUCAAACCACGAAAAUGUCUGCUACCAGUGUUUUACAAGUGAAAAAUAUGGGCGAAGUGUCGAUUCAUCCACAUGGGAAGAUUCCAUACAAUCCGAUGAAGAUGGAGCUGCGAUCAAAAAGGAAAUCCGAGGUUAGGACCGUGAUUCUCGGUCAAAAUGUUGAUUUGAGAAUCGAUGACGAUGACAAUUUCGGUAGUAAUUAUACGGUUACCACCUGCAUAGCACGAGAUCGCAACGACCGUGAAAGUCUCACUAUCAUCGAGGACGGGUGA